This is a messenger RNA of Symbiodinium natans, 1173 nucleotides long. The record is from the annotation of a GenBank genome assembly. NCBI's taxonomy places the organism in Eukaryota, Dinophyceae, Suessiales, Symbiodiniaceae.
AUGGUCUGGACGGGCUUGCAUUUCCUCGCCGGCUUCCUCGCGGGCGCUGGGCUGGUUGGGGGCUUCGGUCAACAUCACCCCCUUCUGCUCGAGGCCGUGGCUCGUGGAGAUGCCGAGGCCUUGCUGCGCUAUGUGAGCGACGUGUAUCCCCAGCUCCAGGACCCCUUUGACUGGCCAGGAAGUGCAGAGCUUCGAAGCCUGGCCUUCUCGCUUCGCCGGGCGGCUGCCGGGCUUGCUCCAGCACUGGCGGCCACUUGCCUGGGCCCUCGCCUGGCUGCAGCGGCGCCGCCUCCCAUUGCAGGCUUGGAAGCGGCCCUGCAGCAAGGAGAUGCAGAACUGCUCCGUGAAGCCAGGCGACUACAGUCUCUGCUGCAAGCUCCUGCGCCGGUGCUGAAGCUCGUGGCCUCCGUCGCCCAGCGGACGGAGCUGGAGGGGAGCAUGUCUCCCGACUGCCGGAUGCUGCGUGCAGGCUUUGCACGAGGUCAGUGCAACGAGAUCGCAAAUGUCGGCUUGGCGUGCAUUGAAAGCUUGGCAGAGGCCGCUCAACGCUUGGAGACUGUGGGAACUUGGGCUAUUGGAGGCCCGCAGCAGAUUGCUCGCAAGCUUCGUUGGCAGUGGCGCUCUGACUUCGGCGUGACUCGCGAAGAGGGCUUAGAAGCGCUCUUGCGACAGCAGCAGCAAACCUUGGGCGACAGGGAUCUGAACAUGGCGGAGAUCGGGGUCUGGUAUGGCGAUGUGUCAGCACACCUUCUCGCUGAAUUUCAAAAUCUUCACAUGCUCCUUGUCGAUCCCUACCACCUGCGUGCAGAAGGCGUGGCCGAAGAUCAGCCACAAGGACUGCCCGUCGAGGCAUUGGACAUCGGGACGCGACGCACGCAGCCGUUCCGGUAUCGGGCCACCCACCUCUUGCAGCACUCUGUCGAGGCAGCCGGUUGGGUGUCCAGGAAUUCUAUGGACAUUGUUUACGUCGACGGCGAUCACAGCUACGAAGGUGUUGCCUCCGACCUGAAUGCUUGGUGGCCGAUACUUCGGGAUGGUGGGGCUAUGGUGGGGCAUGACUACACCAUCACGUGGCCCGGGGUUGUCAGAGCAGUCAACGAGUUUGCAGAUGUGCACGGCUUGGACGUGAACUUCUCGGCGGAACUUUGGUGGUUUCUGAAGUCCAGGGACUGA